AUGUCUUUAAAAAAGCAGAAGAUACCAUGCACAAGCUGAAGCAGUUGGGCUAUGCUAGCACACUGGCGUACAAUGUUAUGAUGACCCUUUAUGCUAAAUUGGGAUAUCUUGAGAAGCUACAGUCACUUGUGCUAGAGAUGGAAGAUAAUGGAAUUUCUGGUGAUUUGAUUUCCUACAAUAUCCUCUUAAAUGUAUAUGCAUCUGUUCCCAAUGUUGCGGAGAUGGAGAAGGUUCUGAUGAAAAUGGAAGUUGAUCCUUUGCUGAUUGAUUGGAGUUCUUACGCAAUUGCUGCAAAGGGGUACCUGAAAGCUGGUGAUAUAGAAAAGGCUAACGAGUCAUUGAAGAAAUGCGAGCAUAGACUCAUGGGGAAAAGGGAAAAGCUUGGUAUUGACAUGCUCAUUACUCUCUAUACUAGUGUGGGAAACAAAGAUGAUGUCUAUCGUAUAUGGAAUAAAUACAAGAAAAAAGUUAAGCGUCACAAUUCAAGUUAUCAUUGUAUGAUACGUGGACUAGAAAAGUUGGAUGAUCUUGAUGGAGCAAAGGAGAUAUUUGCUGAGUGGGAAACAAACAGGGUACAGUUUGACAUUCGAAUUCCAAACUUGCUCAUAAUUGCUUACUGCAAGAAGGGUCAUAUGGAAAAGGCUAUAUCAAUCAUAGAGCAACUCGAGGAGAGUGGGAAGCAUCCCAAUGGAAGCACAUGGAAUCGUCUGGCACUCGGUUAUUGUGUACAAAUUGACACGGACAAGGCAGUGGAUACGAUGAAGAAAGCAAUCUUGGCUAGUCAGCCAGGGUGGAAGCCUCGCUUUCACAGUCUGGCUUCCUGUGUAAAGUACUUGCAAUCAAAAGGAGAUACUCAAGGAGAAGAAGAGCUUAAAGAUUUACUUAGAGUACGAGGUCUCUGCUCGAAAGAAUUUGAGAGGGGUUUAGAUAAGUAUAUUGAAAUUGGAAAUCUCAAGUCUGAGGCACUUAAUGAAAUAAACAUUGAGGAGAUUUGUUUUGCAGACUUUGACAGAUUUUCAGAAUUUUGGGUGAGCGAUCUGAGUUAUGAACGAUGUAAUAGUGAUGGAAUAGUUGUUGGACAAACGAUUUCUUUUGUAAAUCUCAAAUUCGCCAUUACAACUGAAUUGAAUCUCAAAUCUGCCAUUGAAACAACAGACAAGAUGGCUGGAGAGAUACUUUAUUUUGAUGCUACAUCCGGUAGAAUUGUACAUGUCAAAGUUGAGAAAAAGGCAUACUCUGGAUUUCUGGUAAGAAUGGUGAAACUUGUUCAACAAUCAUGGUGGAAAUUCAGUACUUGUUUUCUUAGGGUUUCUUCUUCAUAUUCUACAAAUACUGAAACCCUAGCCUCCUUAUUUUUGGCUAAUAAAGAUGAACAAUGUUUAAACCCCUUAACCUCGUCUCCAAAGAAUGCUCUGUACAGUAGGCUACUCUAUUUGACACGCUCUAAGGAGUCCGUCAUAUCAGUACUGGACAAAUGGGUUACUGAACAAAAUCCCAUUAAGUAUGAAGACCUACUGAUUAUCGUCAGACAGUUUCGAGCUUACCGUCGCUACAAUCAUGCCCUUCAGAUUUUUGAGUGGAUUAAGAAGUCCAAGGAUUUUGAUAUAUCGCCUAGAGAUUUUGCAGUCGAACUAGAUUUAGUAUCAAAAGCCCAUGGUCUGGAAGCCGCAGAGACGUAUUUCACUAGCAUUCCAGAUGAUUUAAGAACCUACCAGGUAUAUGGCGCUCUCUUGAAUUGCUAUGCUGAUGCAAAGGUCUUAAAAAAAGCAGAAGAUACCAUGCAAAAGCUGAAAGAGUUGGCCUAUGCUGGCACAGUAGCAUACAAUGUUAUGAUGACCCUUUAUGCUAAAUUGGGAUAUCUUGAGAAGCUACAGUCACUUAUGCUAGAGAUGGAAGACAAGGGAAUUUCUGGUGAUGCGAUUUCCUACAAUAUCCUCUUAAAUGCUUAUGCAUCUGUUCCCGAUGUUACGGAGAUGGAGAAGGUUCUGAUGAAAAUGGAAGCUGAUCCUCUGCUGAUUGAUUGGAGUCCUUACACAGUUGUUGCCAAGGGAUACUUGAAUGCUGGUGAUAUAGAAAAGGCUAAUGAGUCAUUGAAGAAAUGUGAGAAUAGACUCAAGGGGAAAAGAGAAAAGCUUGGUAUUGACAUGCUAAUUACUCUCUAUACUAGUAUGGGAAAGAAAGAUGAUGUCUAUCGUAUAUGGAAUAAAUACAAUAAAAAAGUUAAGCAUCACAAUUCAAGUUAUCAUUGUAUGAUACGUGGACUAGAAAAGUUGGAUGAUCUUGACGGUGCGGAGAAGAUAUUUGCUGAGUGGGAAACAAACAGGGUACACUUUGACAUUCGAAUUCCAAACUUGCUCAUAAGUGCUUACUGCAAGAAGGGUCAUAUGGAAAAAGCAAUAUCAAUCAUAGAGCAACUCGAGGAGAGUGGGAAGCAUCCCAAUGGGAGCUCAUGGAAUCGUUUGGCACUCGGUUAUUGUGUACAAAAUGACAUGGAGAAGGCAGUGGAGACGAUGAAGAAAGCAAUCUUGGCUAGUAAGCCAGGGUGGAAGCCACACUUCCACAGUUUGGCUUCCUGUGUAAAGUACUUGCAAUCCAAAGGAGAUACUCAAGGAGAAGAAGAGCUUAAAGAUUUACUUAGGGUGCGAGGUCUCUGCUCGAAAGAAUUUGAGAGGGGUUUAGAUAAGUAUAUUGAAAUUGGAAAUCGCAAGUCCGAGGCACUGAAUGAAACAGACAUUGAGGAGAUUUGUUGACAAUAGUAGGAAAAAACUAUGUCACUGGAUGUCGGAUUAUACGAUUCUCUAGAUUUUUAUCAUGAUCGCUAAUCAAAACUUUCUACUGCCUUUUAUUAAUUGGGGUUUUCAAUUGCUGCAUCUAAAAGAAUGAUCUUUGGCUCUGUUGUAUAGUUGCAGACUUGGCAGGUAGAAGUAGCGUUCAGUGGUCACUUUUCGGUCCUAAUUUUCGAAAAUAGGCAGUGUCAUGAUUCAUGGAGUUCAAAUUUGAAACUUCACUCACUCGUAGAAUUUGAAACUCCGCGAUAGUGGUUCUUUUUACAAGUUCCCUUCGUUACUUUUACAAGUUGUAACUUUUCUUCUUUUUUUGGGUGAGAAGUGACACCAGAAAAAGGAGAAAAAAGGGAAUGAUAAUUUAUUUAUUUCAUUUCUAUGCAAUUUAAAUAUAGUUUCUGCAGA
Solanum tuberosum (potato) is the source of this 3188-nucleotide messenger RNA. RefSeq lists its product as uncharacterized. Gene Ontology annotation, cellular component: mitochondrion. The record is from RefSeq and is a predicted model, not a curated record. Gene Ontology annotation, molecular function: protein binding. The transcript is spliced from 5 exons. Bases 27 to 2750 code for a protein of 907 amino acids. Lineage: Eukaryota; Viridiplantae; Streptophyta; Magnoliopsida; Solanales; Solanaceae.